UGCAAAGUCAAUGGGUAACUUUUGGCAUCUAAACAAAUCGUCCAGCGGCUAUAAAAACACCGGGUGAUGUACGGAACGUCGUUAAUUUGAAAACUGCAAAUUGAAUACUUAAAUUAAGUCUGAUCGCUUUGAUCUGGUUUUUCUGUCUGAGAUACAACAGUUGAUACUCCGUCGUAACCUUUCUUUACCAUGGACCGGCAAUCGCGUGACGGUGGUGAACCAGCGGCUUUCCGUGGCGGUGCGUACGACAUGGAUCUUGGCCGCGCUAUUAACGACGUAGCGAACAUUAAUGCGGAGACGUGCGAUGCCGAGCAAGCUCAGUCCGAAUACUAUCCCGACAAGAACAACUCCAUGGAACGCGCUCUGGGCCGCCAACCGGAAGGACUCCAGGACUUCCAAAACCAGCAACAGAACCGUCGACGCAGCGAAACGGAAUAAGGCUUGUCGGCACCAGUUCACGUCAAAGGACAAUUUACUUUUAAAGUGACCUUAAUGUGACACCGUUCACGAAUGUCAAUAAACACCCCUGCGGUUGUACAUAUCUUUCCGAAAGUGUGAUAUGUACAAAAUAUGUUCGAUAUUAUUGUAAUUGUUGUAAUUUUAUACGUCACUUAAACUGCAUUAAUUUUGUGCGAUUUGCGCAUCGGAAAUGGCUGUAAUAAAGGAAACAAUAUUG
Paramacrobiotus metropolitanus is the source of this 676-nucleotide messenger RNA. RefSeq lists its product as uncharacterized. The record is from RefSeq and is a predicted model, not a curated record. Lineage: Eukaryota; Metazoa; Tardigrada; Eutardigrada; Parachela; Macrobiotidae. The coding region runs from base 190 to 438 and encodes 82 amino acids. The transcript is spliced from 2 exons.